Messenger RNA from Marmota flaviventris (yellow-bellied marmot), 2970 nucleotides. It is a transcript of the gene Ar, whose product is annotated as androgen receptor. Gene Ontology annotation, cellular component: nucleus. Gene Ontology annotation, molecular function: sequence-specific DNA binding; steroid binding; nuclear receptor activity. Gene Ontology annotation, biological process: regulation of DNA-templated transcription; androgen receptor signaling pathway. The record is from RefSeq and is a predicted model, not a curated record. Lineage: Eukaryota; Metazoa; Chordata; Mammalia; Rodentia; Sciuridae.
GUUUGGUUUGUUUUUUUUGCUCCUGCAAGUUUUCUUCCCUGGAGCUUCCCGCUGGUGGACACCUAACUGCAGCGACUACCACAUCAUCUCAGCCUGUUGAACUCUUCUGAGUAAGAAAAAGGGAGACAGGGUAAGGGAAUUAAGUGGAAGAUUCAGCUUAGUUUAAGGAUGGAGGUGCAGUUAGGACUCGGGAGGGUCUACCCCCGACCUCCGUCCAAGACCUACAGAGGAGCUUUCCAGAAUCUGUUCCAGAGCGUGCGCGAAGUGAUCCAGAACCCGGGCCCCCGGCACCCUGAGGCCUCCAGCACAGCACCUCCCGGCGCCCGUUUGCAGCAGCAGCAGGAGAGCAGCCCCCGGCAGCAGCAACAGGGUGAGAAUGGCUCUCCCCAAGCCCACAUCAGAGGCCCCACAGGCUACCUGGCCCUGGACGAGGAACAGCAGCCUUCACAACAGCAGUCAGCCCCCGAGGGCCACCCCGAGAGCGGCUGUCUCGCAGAGCCAGGAGCUGCUACCGCCGCCGGCAAGGGGCUGCCGCAGCCGCCGCCAGCACCUCCAGACGAGGAUGACUCAGCUGCCCCAUCCACGCUGUCCCUGCUGGGGCCCACUUUCCCGGGCUUAAGCAGCUGCUCCGCCGACCUUAAAGACAUCCUAAGCGAGGCCGGCACCAUGCAACUCCUUCAGCAACAGCAACAGCAGCAGCAGGAGGUAGUAUCCGAUGGUAGCAGCGGGAGAGCUAGGGAGGCCGCUGGGGCUCCCGCCUCCUCUAAGGACAGUUACCUAGGGGGCAACUCGACCAUAUCUGACAGCGCAAAGGAAUUGUGUAAGGCGGUGUCAGUGUCCAUGGGCUUGGGUGUGGAGGCGUUGGAGCAUCUGAGUCCUGGGGAACAGCUUCGGGGAGAUUGCAUGUACGCGCCGCUCCUGGGAGGUCCGCCCGCUGUGCGUAGCACUCCUUGUGCCCCGCUGGCCGAAUGCAAAGGUUCUUUGCUGGACGACGGCCCAGGAAAGGGCACUGAAGAGAUUGCUGAGUAUUCCUCUUUCAAGGGACCUUAUGCCAAAGGGCUGGACGGCGAGGGCCUGGGCUGCUCUGGCAGCAGCGAAGCAGGGAGCUCAGGGACACUUGAGCUGCCGUCCACUCUGUCUCUCUACAAGUCCGGAGCAUUGGACGAAGCGGCAGCGUACCAGAGUCGCGACUACUACAACUUUCCGCUGGCCCUGGCUGGGCCGCCGCCCCCUCCACCACCUCCCCAUCCGCACGCCCGCAUCAAGCUGGAGAACCCGCUAGACUAUAGCAGUGCCUGGGCAGCAGCCGCGGCGCAGUGCCGCUAUGGGGACCUGGGAAGCUUGCAUGGCGGAGGUGCCGCGGGACCCAGCUCCGGAUCGCCCUCAGCAGCCACCUCCUCUUCCUGGCACACUCUCUUCUCAGUAGAAGAAGGCCAGUUGUAUGGACCAUGCGGCGCAGGCAGCGGCGGCAGUGCAGGAGAGGCAGGGGCUGUAGCCCCCUAUGGCUACACUCGACCACCUCAGGGGUUGGCAGGACAGGAGAGCGACUUUUCUGCACCCGAUGUGUGGUACCCUGGCGGCGUGGUGAGCAGAGUGCCCUAUCCCAGUCCCAGUUGUGUCAAAAGCGAGAUGGGACCCUGGAUGGAGAGCUACUCUGGACCUUACGGGGACAUGCGUAUGGAGAAUGCCAGGGACCACGUUUUGCCCAUCGACUAUUACUUUCCACCUCAGAAGACAUGCCUGAUCUGUGGGGAUGAAGCUUCUGGCUGUCACUAUGGGGCUCUCACAUGUGGCAGCUGCAAGGUCUUCUUCAAAAGAGCUGCUGAAGGAAAACAGAAAUACCUGUGUGCCAGCAGAAAUGAUUGCACCAUUGAUAAAUUUCGAAGGAAAAAUUGUCCAUCUUGUCGUCUCCGGAAAUGCUAUGAAGCAGGGAUGACUCUGGGAGCCCGUAAGCUGAAGAAACUUGGCAAUCUAAAACUACAGGAGGAAGGAGACACUUCUAGUGCCGGCAGCCCCACUGAGGAACCAGCCCAGAAGAUGACAGUAUCACACAUUGAAGGUUAUGAGUGCCAGCCCAUCUUUCUCAAUGUCCUGGAAGCCAUUGAGCCAGGUGUGGUGUGUGCUGGACAUGACAACAACCAACCUGACUCCUUUGCAGCCUUGCUCUCCAGCCUCAAUGAACUGGGCGAGAGACAGCUUGUGCACGUGGUCAAGUGGGCCAAGGCUUUGCCUGGCUUCCGCAAUUUACACGUGGAUGACCAGAUGGCAGUCAUUCAGUACUCCUGGAUGGGACUCAUGGUGUUUGCCAUGGGCUGGAGGUCCUUCACCAAUGUCAACUCCAGGAUGCUCUAUUUUGCUCCUGACCUGGUUUUCAAUGAGUACCGCAUGCACAAGUCCAGAAUGUACAGCCAGUGUGUCCGAAUGAGGCACCUCUCUCAAGAAUUUGGUUGGCUCCAAAUCACCCCCCAGGAAUUCCUGUGCAUGAAAGCAUUGCUACUCUUCAGCAUAAUUCCAGUGGAUGGGCUGAAAAAUCAAAAAUUCUUUGAUGAACUUCGAAUGAACUACAUCAAGGAACUCGAUCGUAUCAUUGCAUGCAAACGAAAAAAUCCCACAUCCUGCUCAAGGCGCUUCUACCAGCUCACCAAGCUCCUGGACUCUGUGCAGCCUAUUGCAAGAGAGCUGCAUCAGUUCACUUUUGACCUGCUAAUCAAGUCCCACAUGGUGAGCGUGGACUUUCCGGAAAUGAUGGCAGAGAUCAUCUCUGUUCAAGUGCCCAAGAUCCUUUCUGGGAAAGUCAAGCCCAUCUAUUUCCAUACACAGUGAAGCUUUGGAAGCCCCCAUUUUCCUCCCCCACCUCACUCCCCUUUUCCAAUGUCUUCUGCCUGUUAUAACUCUGCACUACUUCUCUGCAGUGCCUUGGGGAAUUUCCUCUAUUGAUGUACAGUCUGUCAUGAACACGUUCCUGAGUUC